Symbiodinium pilosum is the source of this 1200-nucleotide messenger RNA. The record is from the annotation of a GenBank genome assembly. Lineage: Eukaryota; Dinophyceae; Suessiales; Symbiodiniaceae.
AUGACAGUUGAUGAGCAACAGCAGCACAUGGAAAGUGGUCAUGCUUGGCGAGAUGGGAUGCUUUUUCCUUUGCACUGCGUUUGGCCCAUGGGAUUUUCCUGGUCUUCUUAUAUAGCCCAAGAAGAGAUGCUGAGUGUUUGCCAGGAUUCUGGGAUUCAAACUUCGUCUCUUUUGGCCUGUGACUGCGUGACGCCUUCAUCGUUUGAGCUGGUUGCUGCUGUGGCCACUGACGAUGUUAUGUUCUUCAGCGACGCCGGCCCAGGCGCUACCUCUACUGCGGCUAGGGCUUUUGAUGCAGCCAUGGAUGCACGACGUGCUGUCCGAAAUCCGAAGAAGGACGAGGACGAUGAGCUCUGCGGCACAUGUGUUGGUGUUGAUUUGGUGGACGGCUACUUCCUGGAUGUGCCUGGGGGGCGUUACUUGGCGAUGAUCCUGACUUUUCUGCACAUGCACAGGUGCAAGGUGGGCUCGCCUCGGCAAGUCCAGCAGCUUCUGGGAGUCUUACAAUGGUUUGACCUCUUGGUCAGGCCAAAGCUCUCGGUCUACAGCGCCAUCUAUGAUUUCACAAUUAGUGACAGUCCCGAUUCUGUACCGCUGCCUAAGAAAGUUUUGGGAGAGCUGGCAUGCAGCCUUUGCUUGGGCAUUUUCUGGCGCUGCGACUUACGAAGGCGCUUUUUGCCUAUGCUUGGAGCUACAGAUGCCAGUUCAUCGUAUGGAUUGGGGGCAAGCGUUGUGCACGCCUCAGAGGAGAUGGUCAGAACUGUUGCUCGCUGGGCUGAAAAGCAAGGGGCUUUUGUGGUUAUGGACGGUGAUGCUGCUAGGAGUUUGAGCGCGGACCGGAUGCUGGAGGCACGCUACCUCAAUUUGAAGCUUGAGCAGUUCUCCGACGUUUUCAGUGUUCGCUCCAAGUUUUCUGCUCACAUCAACGUCCUGGAAGGUGAAGCGUUCGUGCUUUUCUUGAAGUGGCUUUUGCGGUCUACCAGGCAUCACUCGACAAGAGUGGUUGUGCUGUUAGACUCUGCAGUCUUUCUUGGUGCUGCAGCAAAAGGGAGAUCAUCUUCACAAUUGAACAGGCUUUUGCGGAAGGCUGCUUCUUUGACUAUGGCAGGAAAUCUUCAGUUGCAUCUCGUUUUCGUCCCUUCGAGCGAGAAUCCUGCAGACUACCCGUCACGUGGAAAGAGGAAGCGAUCGCGAAAGUGA